GGCCGGAGACGCCAUCUUCCAGUAAUUCACCAAAAUGACAAACACAAAGGGAAAGAGGAGAGGCACCCGAUACAUGUUCUCUAGGCCUUUUAGAAAACAUGGAGUUGUUCCUUUGGCCACAUAUAUGCGAAUCUACAAGAAAGGUGAUAUUGUAGACAUCAAGGGAAUGGGUACUGUUCAAAAAGGCAUGCCACACAAAUGUUACCAUGGCAAAACUGGAAGAGUUUACAAUGUUACCCAGCAUGCUGUUGGCAUUGUUGUAAACAAACAAGUUAAGGGCAAGAUCCUCGCGAAGAGGAUUAAUGUUCGUAUUGAGCAUAUUAAGCACUCUAAGAGCCGAGAUAGCUUCCUGAAACGGGUGAAGGAAAAUGAUCAGAAAAAGAAGGAAGCCAAAGAGAAAGGUACCUGGGUUCAACUGAAGCGCCAGCCUGCGCCACCCCGAGAAGCCCACUUUGUGAGAACUAACGGAAAGGAGCCUGAGCUCCUGGAACCCAUUCCCUAUGAAUUCAUGGCAUAAUAAGCAUAUAACAUGGCACAAAGGAGUACUAGUGGACCCAUGUUUUUAGGAGCAAGAACCUAUUUAUUCCCCAUUAGCUCAUGGCAUAAUAUGUGUACAGCAUAGCACACAGGAUAACCAAUAGACCCCAUGUAACAGUGAUACAAGGUGCUGGGACCUAUUUCCCACGAAUUCAAAAGUCAAUUAACACUUUGUCACAUUAAAUGGCAAGGUGCCUCCCUGAGCUGCUGGAACCUCUUCCCCUAUGAAUUCAUGGCAUGGUAGAUACAAAUAA
Molecule: messenger RNA, 791 nt
Organism: Nycticebus coucang (slow loris)
Lineage: Eukaryota; Metazoa; Chordata; Mammalia; Primates; Lorisidae
Product: 60S ribosomal protein L21
Exons: 1
Coding region: 35-517 (160 amino acids)
Biological process (GO): translation
Cellular component (GO): cytosolic large ribosomal subunit; ribosome
Molecular function (GO): structural constituent of ribosome
Source: RefSeq, a predicted model, not a curated record